Molecule: messenger RNA, 5121 nt
Organism: Alosa alosa (allis shad)
Lineage: Eukaryota; Metazoa; Chordata; Actinopteri; Clupeiformes; Clupeidae
Product: dynactin subunit 1-like
Biological process (GO): establishment of mitotic spindle orientation; nuclear migration
Cellular component (GO): microtubule associated complex; kinetochore; axon
Source: RefSeq, a predicted model, not a curated record
CCAUAAAUGCCCACUCCCUCUAUACCGAGCGUGUUAAAGGCGUGUUAAAGGCGAGGGUUGCGACUACUGUCAUACUAUUAAAAUAAUAUAGAAAAGCAACAUGUCGAUGUCAAGGAGGCACUCGUACACCCCUAGGCUCAGCAGCAGCGUCCUCGGCAGCAUGAGUUCUGACGGAGGAGGCAAGCCGGCCAAGGUGGGCUCGAGGGUGGAGGUGAUUGGCAAGGGUGAGCGUGGCACGGUGGCAUAUGUGGGUGCCACGCUCUUCGCCACGGGCAAGUGGGUGGGCGUCAUCCUGGACGAAGCCAGGGGCAAGAAUGAUGGCACCGUGCAGGGCAAGCGCUACUUCACCUGUGAGGAGAACCACGGCAUUUUUGUGCGGCAGUCGCAGAUUCAAAUGCUGGAUGAGGGUGGAAGCUCUGCCACCUCCCCAGAGACCCCUGACUCUGGCAUUGCCAAGCUGCCCAAGAAAGAGCCAGAGACUCCCAAAGUAGGCAAGCAGACGCCAUCAGUUAGGAAGUCAGCGGUCCGGCACACCAAGACUCCAUCCCAGGCUGCUCGGAGGAGCUCCACUCUGUUGGAGAAUGAGCCGGCCACGCCUUCCCAGACUGCACUGGGAGCUCCGGUGGUGCCCACUCCCGGGGGCACACCUGCUCCCUCUGGUGCCCCGCCUACAGCCACAAGCAGCAAGGAGGAGGAGGCCCUGCGUGGCCAGGUGAAGGACCUGGAGGAGAAGCUGGAGACGCUGAAGCUGAAGCGUCAGGAGGACAAGGCCAAGCUGAAGGAGCUGGAGAAGCACAAGAUCCAGCUGGAGCAGCUGCAGGAGUGGAAGAGCAAGAUGCAGGAGCAGCAGAACGAGCUGCAGAAGCAGCUCAAGGAGGCCAAGAAGGAUGCGCGUGAUGCCCUGGAGGCGAAAGACCGCUACAUGGAGGAGAUGGCGGACACGGCAGACGCCAUCGAGAUGGCUACGCUGGACAAGGAGAUGGCCGAGGAGAGGGCCGAGUCCCUGCAGGCGGAGGUGGAGGGCCUCAAGGAGAAGGUGGACGAGCUCACCAUGGACCUGGAGAUCCUCAAGCACGAGAUUGAGGAGAAAGGCUCGGACGGUGCUGCGUCCAGUUACCAUGUCAAGCAACUGGAGGAGCAGAACAGCCGGCUGAAGGACGCUCUGGUCAGGAUGCGAGACCUGUCUGCCUCUGAGAAGCAGGAGCACGUGAAGCUGCAGAAGCAGAUGGAGAAGAAGAACACUGAGCUGGACACUCUGCGCACACACAAGGACAAGCUGGUGGAGGAGAUGAAGCAUGCCGAGGCUACUAUAGAUGAGCUGAAGGAACAGGUGGAUGCAGCGCUGGGAGCAGAGGAGAUGGUGGAGACCCUGACUGAGAGGAAUUUGGACCUUGAGGAGAAGGUCAGAGAGCUGAGGGAGACCGUCAGUGACCUGGAGGCCAUUAACGAGAUGAACGACGAGCUGCAGGAGAACGCUCGCGAGACGGAGCUGGAGCUGCGGGAGCAGCUGGACCUGGCCGGUGCCCGCGUCCGCGAGGCCCACAAGAGGGUGGAGGCCGCCCAGGAGACCGUCGCCGACUACCAGCAGACCAUCAACAAGUACCGCGACCUCACCACGCACCUGCAGGAAGUGAAUCAGGAGCUGACCAAUCAGCAGAACGCCACAGCAGAGCAGCUCCAGCAGCCUCCUGCUGAGCUCUUUGACUUCAAGAUCAAGUUCGCCGAGACCAAAGCCUACGCCAAGGCCAUCGAGAUGGAGCUGCGGAAGAUGGAGGUGGGCCAGGCCAACAGGCAGGUGUCCAUGUUGACCUCCUUCAUGCCCGACUCCUUCCUGCGUCACGGCGGCGACCACGACUGCAUCCUGGUGCUGCUGCUCAUCCCACGCCUCAUCUGCAAGGCGGAGCUGAUCAGUAAGCAGGCGCAGGAGAAGUUUGAUGUGAGCGGGAGCAGUGGAGAGCGCGUGGGCCUCAGGGGCUCCCCUGGAGAGCAGCUCAGCUUCGCCUCGGGCCUGGUCUACUCCCUCAGUCUGCUGCAGGCCACGCUGCACAAAUACGAACAGGCGUUGAGUCAGUGCAGCGUGGAGGUGUAUAAGCGCAUUGGGACUCUGUACUCUGAGAUGAGCGUGCACGAGCGCUCGCUGGACUUCCUCAUCGACCUGCUGCACAAGGAUCAGCUGGACGAGACCGUGCAGGUCGAGCCCCUCACAAAGGCCAUUAAAUACUACCAGCAACUGUACAGCAUCCACUUGACUGAGCAGCCAGAGGACUGCACCACCCAGCUGGCUGAUCACAUCAAGUUUACCCAGAGUGCACUGGACUGCAUGGGAGUGGAGGUGGGCCGGCUGCGCGCGUUCCUGCAGGCAGGCCAGGACAAGGCAGAUCUGAGCGUCCUGCUGAAGGACUUGGACACGUCCUGCGGCGACAUCCGCCAGUUCUGCAAGAAGAUCCGCCGGAGGAUGCCCGGCACAGACGCGCCCGGGAUACCCACCGCACUGGCCUUCCCUCAGCAGGUGUCAGAGACGCUGGCUGACUGCAGGAAGAACCUGACUCGGGUUGUGGCCGUGCUGCAGGAGGUAGCGGCGUCUGGUGCCCAGAUGGUGGCGCCACUCGCUGAGCAGGAGGGCCUGCCUGCGGUCAAACUGGAGGAUGAAACCUUCAAAGCCGUUGAGCAGGUGUAUGGUGCCCAUGGCUUGAAUGCCCCUGAGUGCUUGCGCCAGUCUUGCAGCGCAGUCAUCGCCACCAUGAACAAGAUGGCCACCGCCAUGCAGGAGGGAGAGUACGACUCCGAUAAGCCCCAACGCCCUACUCCCCCAGUGGAGGCCCGCGCUGCUGCACUCAGGGCAGAACUGACCGACGCAGAGGGCCUGGGCCUCAAGCUGGAGGACCGAGAGACCGUCAUUAAGGAGCUCAAGAAGAGCCUCAAGAUCAAGGGUGAGGAGUUGAGUGAGGCCAGUGUGCGCCUGAGUCUGCUGGAGAAGAAGCUGGACACGUCCACUAAAGACGCAGACGAACGAGUGGAGAAGAUCCAGACACGUCUGGAUGAGACCCUCACUCUGCUCAAGAAGAAGGAGAAGGAGUUUGAGGAGACAAUGGACGCCCUUCAGGCUGACAUCGACCAGCUGGAGUCCGAGAAGGCAGAGUUGAAGCAGCGCCUUGGCAACCAGUCACGCAUGACCAUCGAGGGGCUUCGCCCACCCCCCGCUUCCGGCAUCGCUUCCAUCGUCACGGGAACCUCAACCAGCGCCGUAGCGGCCAGUAUGGUGGCUGGCGCAGGAGCCCUGCAGGUGGUGGACAGUCCACUCCUCAGGCAACAGAUCGACGCCCAGAGGCUCGCCAUCAAACACCUCAAGAACGACAACAACCGCCUCAAGGCGGAGAGGAUGCACGCCCAGUUGGCCUCGUUGCCCCCUCUGACCGUGCCAAAGAUGUCAGGGGUGCCCAAGGAGGGCGUGCCCCCGGAUGCAGCCUCCGGCUCCCUCUACCGCAAGACCGACUUGCUUCUCAGCAACCUGCUAAAGAUGAGCGCCGAUGUCAGGGUGGUGGACAUCACCGGCAAAACCUCAGUCAGUCCCAGUGCCCAGUUGCUGGAACAGACGGCUCGUCUGCAGUCCCUAAGCGACGCUCUGGACAAACUCAAGGGUGAGGUGGCGGAGCAUGUCGUAUCCAAGCAACAAGGGGCUCGGGUGCCCUCCGACUUUGCCACCUUCCCCUCUUCUCCUUUCGUUAAGGCGAAGGAGGAGAGUAAGAGUGGCACGGUGCUGGUGGGGAAGGUGUUGAUCCCGUGCGCCCGCGGUCAGGAACGCUCCCACAGUCUCAUCCUAUCACAGCAGCAGCUGCAGCAAGUGCACCGCCUCCUCAUGACCUAAGUGCCACCCUAUUGGCCCACGCUCGCCAGUAGCAGCACUCUCCUCCAAUCAGAGGGCAGUAUUAGAUACCAACCCCCCCCUUCCAAAAGCUCACUCCAAUCCUGACUUCCACACUACUUCCCUGCCUUACUCUCACCACAGCCACAUAUUUUUUUCCCAUAAUUCCUGUCAGCUCACUCAGGAAAUGCAAUGAGACAAUAGCAGGUCUAUGGAAUCCCAUGUCCAAGCCAAAGAGCUAUACAGUAUCAUUUUUCCAACAUUUUCUACACUUUUUAGACUGUUCUCUUCUCAGAAUGCAGACACUUGAACACAGUGUUGUGUCGUCCAACUGAAAAACAGUUCGAACCAACUCGCAUGUUUACGUAAUGCAGUCAAAAUAUGUCAAAUCUACAGACACAUUCACGGCACCACAAGGUAUACUUCCUUAACACUACACCCACACUCCACCCCCCAAAACCAAAAGCACCAACUGCGCAAUUCUUAUCAGGUUUUCUACAGAUGCAAUUUUUUUUAAAGCCUCACCCCUGUUGUGUGUAAAUUUCCCUUUCUCUUUGGCCUAACAGUCAUAAUACCUUUUUGUCUUUUUUUUUUUUGUAAACAUCGCUAUGAAGGACAGAUGGCUUAAGUGGAGGAGAGGUAUUGGCAGGUGGGAAAGCACUGUAGUUACGGAACACGUUGUACCCGCACCGUAAUAUCCAUUUUUUUUUUUUUUUUCUUCUGAAAUGGUUGGGAAAUUAUGUUUGGUAUUUAUGUAGGACAGCAGCGAGGACCAAACUGAUGCACUGCUGCUCUAUUUAUUAUACCACUGCCUGUUUUGCUUUUGUGCAAAGUUUGUGUGCAAAGUUUGUAUGCCCAGUAGUGUCCAGGAAGCACUUGACUGUCCAUACCGAAUCUGGACUGGACCUGCUACUAACUUAGUCUUUUCUCUACUGUUAAAACUGUAGUCUGAUAGUAACAUGCAUAACAAGUUACAGCUAAGGACUUAAGCACACCACGCUUGUUUUUGUUUGUUUAUUUGUUUUUAAUUAUUAUUAUUAUUCUGGGGAGAUAAUUUAGGCUCAUGUAGGCUUUCAGUUGCUCACCCUUAAAGACUUAACUAAGGAAAUAAAGAUGCAAUGGUAGCUAUUGGCCUUGUGUAGAGGUCUGUAUUAAGGCCUCUUCCUGGUUUGCUAUGCUAUGUUCUUUUGCUCUUUUGACUGUUCAUUUGGAUGAAGAAGAAAAAUAAUAAUAAUAAAAAAAUAUCUUGAUUAAAACAC